Molecule: messenger RNA, 872 nt
Organism: Papaver somniferum (opium poppy)
Lineage: Eukaryota; Viridiplantae; Streptophyta; Magnoliopsida; Ranunculales; Papaveraceae
Product: accelerated cell death 11-like
Exons: 4
Coding region: 43-657 (204 amino acids)
Biological process (GO): intermembrane lipid transfer; ceramide transport
Cellular component (GO): membrane; cytosol; cytoplasm
Molecular function (GO): ceramide 1-phosphate binding; ceramide 1-phosphate transfer activity
Source: RefSeq, a predicted model, not a curated record
UUGCUGCUUGCACUCAAUAUUAUCUCUAUUUUUUGCAGUGCCAUGGCUAAAGUAGCGAGACGUUUGCGGAAUGUUUCCGCGGCAUUCAUAGAACUAGCAGAUACUAUAAGCAAGAACCAAGAUGUUGAAACCGAAGAUUUCGCCCGUGCCAGCGCUCUUGUUGCUCCUUUCUUGGGUUACUUGGGUUUCGCGUUCAAGUUUGCGGAAAUGGAUUAUGUUCCUAAGGUUGCUGAUCUAGCUGAAGCUUCCAAGUCCUUUAUGACAUUAGAAGCAAUGCUGGAUCGAGACGUUGAGCAAAACACUGUCAGAUUAGCUGGUAGUCAUUCAAGAAACCUUCUGCGGAUCAAACGUGCAAUCGAUACAAUCCGAUCUUUCUUCAAGCUGAUUUUAACUACGGAAUAUGGGGACAUGUCCUUGAAAGAUCUAGGGAUUAAGGCUUAUGAUGAGACUCUUGCUCCUUAUCACGGAUGGGCCUUGCGGAAAGCCGUGCAUACCGGGAUGUUUACCCUUCCUACAAAGGCACAGUUCUUAAAGAAGGUGAAUCAAGAUGAGGCCUCGGCAAGAAUUGAUUUGCAAAGUUAUGUUGAUGCAUCAGCUAUUGUCAUUCAGUACGUUGACAAGCUUUUCCUUUCAAGGGAGUUGGGUACAGAAUGGUGAAACCUUUGGAGAGCACAUUUUGAUCACAUCUCAUGUUCGAUUGUAUUGAGCAUUUUGUCUUGCAAAGUUAUGAUUAAUUAAUAUAUUAUAUUACAAGGUUAAUAAAGGAGAGAAGUGUUUUAGAGGGUGGGAUGACAAUCUCUUUGAGACAAAUAUAGGUUUUGAUGCAUCCCAUCCCUCCAAGUUUAAUCUAGGAUUUGUACAAUUUUUGUAUA